AUGACGCCGUUCCUGUGUCUCUGUGUUAAGGCCAGGCCUGGUGUUCUUAAAGAUCUGUGCGGCUGUGUUCGGUCGAGGCUUCGGGAGGAGCAGGGGUGGCGCCAGGGGACCCGCCCCCUCGUCUCCUGCCCUGGGCACGGGGCCGUGACUCGCACGCUGGUCGCCUGGCAGCUUCCACGCCCGCAUAGGGCGUGCGCCCCUCUACCGGCAGCCAGAGCAUCCGGCCCCGGCCCCCCAGAGUUGCCCAAGACGCAGGGUGACUCCUCCCUGGGGACCUUCCCCUUCUUGGACGCGUCAUUCUCCCCACCCCUGAGUCCUGACCCCCGCGGCUUCUCGCGCGCGGACCACGGCGGGGACACGUCCUAGCCACCUGCUGAGGAGCCGGGAGCCCGGGGCGCCGUCCGCCUGUGCGUCGGCCAGUGCGCCCAGGGCCCCAUGGAGCUGCCGGCCAGCAAUGCCAGCUGCGAGAAUGGUUCCCUGAUCAAUGCAUACUGUUCCUCUCAGCAAGUCCUGUGUCAGAUCGUGGGUGACCUCAGCCCUGAGCUGCCCAGCAAUGUCACCUUUCACAGCUGGCAGGAGAAGGUCAGGCAGAACUAUGGCUUCUACGUCGGCCUGGGCCUGGCCUUCCUGUCCAGCUUCCUUAUCGGCAGUAGCGUCAUCCUCAAGAAGAAAGGCCUCAUGCGACUGGUGGCCACAGGGGCCACUAGGGCUGUGGAUGGAGGUUAUGGCUACCUGAAGGAUGGAAUGUGGUGGGCUGGAUUUCUCACCAUGGCCGCUGGAGAAGUUGCCAACUUUGGGGCAUACGCAUUUGCUCCUGCCACAGUCGUCACACCUCUGGGGGCGCUGAGUGUGCUCAUAAGUGCCAUCCUCUCCUCAUAUUUCCUGAGAGAGACUCUGAAUCUGCUGGGAAAGCUGGGCUGUGUGAUCUGUGUGGCCGGAAGCACAGUGAUGGUGAUACACGCCCCUGAGGAAGAGAAGGUCACCACAGUCAUUGAGAUGGCGACCAAAAUGAAAGACACAGGGUACAUCGUGUUUGCUGUGCUUAUGCUGGUGUUCUGCCUCAUCCUCAUCUUCGUCAUUGCCCCACGUUAUGGGCAGAGGAAUAUCCUGGUUUACAUCGUCAUCUGCUCUGUGAUCGGGGCCUUCUCUGUGUCUGCCGUCAAGGGUCUGGGCAUCACCAUUAAGAACUUCUUCCAGGGAUUGCCGGUUGUACGGCAUCCCCUCCCCUACAUCCUCUCCCUCAUCCUGGCCCUUUCACUCAGCACACAGGUCAACUUUCUCAACAGGGCACUGGACAUCUUCAAUACCUCCCUGGUGUUCCCCAUCUACUAUGUGUUCUUCACCUCAGUGGUGGUUACCUCCUCCAUCAUCCUCUUCAAGGAGUGGCACAGCAUGUCUGCCGUGGACAUUGUGGGCACCCUCUCUGGCUUUGUCACCAUCAUCCUGGGUGUAUUCAUGCUUCAUGCUUUCAAGGAUCUGGACAUCACCUCAGCUAACUUGCCACACAUGCACAAAAACCCCACCCCACCCCCAGCUUCUGCCUCAGAACCCACUGUCAUUAGACUGGAAGAUAAGAACGUUCUUGUGAAUAAUAUGGAACUAACAAGUACCCCAUCUCCAGAAGAGAAGCCAAAAGUAUUUAUAAUCCAUUCUUAA
Molecule: messenger RNA, 1656 nt
Organism: Chrysochloris asiatica (Cape golden mole)
Lineage: Eukaryota; Metazoa; Chordata; Mammalia; Afrosoricida; Chrysochloridae
Gene: NIPAL4
Product: NIPA-like domain containing 4
Biological process (GO): magnesium ion transport
Cellular component (GO): membrane
Molecular function (GO): magnesium ion transmembrane transporter activity
Source: RefSeq, a predicted model, not a curated record